Molecule: messenger RNA, 1755 nt
Organism: Neltuma alba
Lineage: Eukaryota; Viridiplantae; Streptophyta; Magnoliopsida; Fabales; Fabaceae
Product: chaperone protein dnaJ 49-like
Exons: 2
Coding region: 138-1193 (351 amino acids)
Biological process (GO): cellular response to misfolded protein
Cellular component (GO): endoplasmic reticulum membrane
Molecular function (GO): Hsp70 protein binding
Source: RefSeq, a predicted model, not a curated record
CCCCUGUUGCUUCUGAUCAGUAUUCAAACUUGAUUUGUUGUUUCUCCUAGUCAGUGAUUUCUUUGGGGGAAAGCUGGAGGAUGAAUUGAGGCGUAUUGGGUAGGGGUCUAGAGUUGAGUUGUCAAGUUUGGUGGAUCAUGGACGGUAAUAAGGAUGAAGCUCAUAGGUGUAUUCGCAUCGCUGAGGAGGCGAUUGCAACAGGGAACAAAGAGCGUGCCCUAAAAUUUAUCAAAAUUGCACAGCGGCUGAAUAACAAUCUGUCAGUGGAUGAGUUACUUACCAUGUGUUCUAGCCUUGGUUCUCAAUCAUCUACGCCUUCUAGGGAUGAAAACGGUGUCCAUCAGAUUAAAAGGGAGAACAGUUCAAAACGAAGUGAUGAUGGAUUGAAUGGGGAGAGAAAUUAUACAGAAGAACAUGUUCAGUUGAUUAGGGAGAUCAAGGGGAAGAACGAUUAUUAUGCCAUUCUUGGUGUGGAGAAGACUUGUUCUGUUGAGGAGAUUAGGCGGGCUUAUAGGAAAUUGUCAUUGAAAGUUCAUCCUGAUAAGAAUAAGGCACCGGGUUCUGAAGAGGCAUUUAAGAAGGUAUCCAAGGCUUUCAAGUGUUUAAGUGAUGAUGGUUCAAGGAGGCAGUAUGAUCAGACAGGGCUGGUCGAGGAGUUUGAAUACAACCAGCAGCACAAUGUUAGGCGUAGAAGAGGAAGGACAACUACACGUGACUUUUUUAAUGAUGACAUUGAUCCUGAUGAGAUAUUUAGGGCAUUCUUUGGAGAAGCUGAUUUGUUUGGGAGGGCUCAUGUUUACCGGACAAGGGGAAUGGGCGGUCACCAGCGGCAAGAAUUUCGAGGCGGAGGGCUCAAUGUUAUGCUCCUUCUGCAAAUUGUACCGUUCUUGAUAGUAUUUCUUCUUGCAUACUUGCCAUUUUCCGAACCCGACUAUUCUUUGCAUAAGAGUUACUCAUAUCAGAUUCUCAAGACAACAGAGAAGUAUGGGACUCAGUUUUUUGUGAAAUCUGAAUCAUUUGAAGCCAAAUAUCCACGAGGAAGUGCUGCCCGUGCAAACAUUGAAGGCAAUGUGAUACAUGAUCACAAGAACUUGCUUCGUCGCUACUGUCAAAUAGAACUCCAGAGGCGUAGUUGGAAUAGGAAUCUACCAACUCCUCACUGUGAAAAGCUUCAGAAGCUUGGCGUAGCUUGAAGUAUAGGUAUGCUUAUGUGCAAAUGGGUAGUUAAAAUGGUUACUUGGAUUAGUCUCCAUUUGGCUCAAUGAAGCAUUCUCAAAUGCUGAGCUUUUUGCGCGCAUGUAAUUCUUCAGGGCAUUGAAGAUAGCUAUUACCACGGCUAUGUGAUACGUCGAUAGCUGGUCGAGUACCUUUUUCUUGCUUUAAGGAUAGUCUUUAGUAAAUAUGCUUAAAAGGGUGUUUGUUGUUAUGAGGAAUAGUAAUAGUAAAUGAGGUUGUCUGUUGGCUACCAAUGAAUAAUAAGUCAGUCAUAGCUUUCAGUGGCCUGCAAAUCUAUUUGAGAGGGAGGCAGGGAGACUGAGCAGGAGACCCAGAUGUAAAGGCUUUGUCAUUUUGGUGAUAGAGUUCUUGAAGGCAAUGGCUUGUGUUAAAUAGACGAGAAGCUUGUUAAAGCGUAAUAGGCUGAGAUUGAAGUCAGGAUUCCAUGGCUUGAGGAAGCUUUGCUAAACUCAUUUGACUUGCAUUGUUGAAUUAAACACGUCAAUUUGCCCUUCCUGGAUGGCAGGAGGAUGUUUCUGA